Messenger RNA from Trichoderma breve, 1035 nucleotides. Its product is annotated as NAD dependent epimerase/dehydratase family domain-containing protein. The coding region runs from base 1 to 1035 and encodes 344 amino acids. The transcript has 3 exons. The record is from RefSeq and is a predicted model, not a curated record. NCBI's taxonomy places the organism in Eukaryota, Fungi, Ascomycota, Sordariomycetes, Hypocreales, Hypocreaceae. Gene Ontology annotation, molecular function: oxidoreductase activity, acting on the CH-OH group of donors, NAD or NADP as acceptor.
AUGACUAAGGUUCUUCUCACAGGUGGCUCAGGCUUCAUUGCCGCCCACAUCCUCGAACAACUCCUCGCCAAAAACCACACUGUCAUCACCACCGUCCGCACCGAGGAAAAAGCAGAAAAGAUCCGCGCCGCCCACCCAGACAGCGUCCAGCAGAACCGCCUCACCGUCGUCACCGUCGGCGACAUUGCCCAGCCCAGCGCCUUUGACGAGGUCAUCGCCGCGCACGCCGACGGGCUCGAGGUCGUGCUCCACACCGCCAGCCCCUUUCACUACAAGUGGACGGACGCCCAGAAGGAGCUCAUCGACCCUGCGCUUAACGGUACUCGUGGUAUUCUUGAGGCUAUUCACCGCGAUGCGAAGUCUGUUAAGAGGGUUGUUAUUACGUCGUCUUUUGCUGCGGUUCUUUCGGAGGAGAGGCUGUUUGAUCCUAAUACGACUUUCACUGAGGAGUCGUGGAACCCAGAUGGCGUCGAGGACGUUCACCGGUCGCCACCUACCGCUUACCGCGUCUCCAAGACGGCUGCCGAGCGUCUCGCUUGGGACUUUGUUGCUCGCGAGAAGCCCUCUUUCGACCUCGUCACGGUGAACCCGCCCGUUGUCUUCGGACCCGUGGCUCACAGCUUAGCCUCGCUGGACUCAAUCAACACAUCCAACGAGCGUAUCGUCGCUCUUCUCCGCGGUCAAUGGAAAGAAAAAAUCGGCGACACCGGCCCCGUCGGCCUAUGGAUCGAUGUUCGUGAUGCCGCAGCCGCCCAUAUCAAGGCGUUCGAGAUCCCCGAGGCUGGAGGCCGUCGUCUCUUCACCGUCGCAGGCAGGACGUGUAACCAAGAAGUUGCCAGGAUCGUCCGCGAGGGCUUCCCUGAGUACGCUGACAGAUUGCCCGGACCGGAGGUGCCUGGUGGAGAGCCUUUUGAUGAGACGAAGUCGUUCAAGUAUAACAACGAUGCGACGUACAAGUUGUUGGGGAUCGAGUGGAUUCCUAUUGAGAAGAGUGUAUCUGACACUGUCCGCUCACUCAAGGCCUACGGCAUCUAG